CUCAUACUAUACCGGCAAUAUGCGAUGCCUGGUGUAUUUGCUAGCCCUGGCUGGGCUUACUACAAAAUCGCUAGGGCAGCAGAAGCAGCAGCAGCAGCAGCAGCCGCUUUCUGCGACCGCCAAGCCCAACGUCGUCUUCAUAUUAACCGAUGAUCAAGACGCCCAUCUCGGCUCUUUGGAUUACAUGCCUUAUGUACAAAAGCACCUCCUAAACAAAGGAACACACUAUCGCAGCCACUACUGUACUACCAGCGUCUGUUGUCCUUCGCGGGUGACCUUAUGGACGGGGAAGUUGGCCCACAAUACAAACGUCACGGAUGUUAAUCCUCCGCAUGGCGGCUAUCCAAAAUUCAUCUCUCAAGGUCUAAAUGACAAUUAUCUCCCUGUUUGGCUGCAGGAAGCGGGGUACAACACUUACUACACUGGUAAACUGUUCAACGUCCACACGGUCGACAACUACAACGCCCCCUUCCCAGCUGGGUUCACCGGCAACGACUUCCUCCUCGAUCCAUUCACAUACGAUUACCUUAACAGUACCUUCCAACGAGACCACGAACUACCCCAAAGCUACGAAGGCGAAUACAGCACUGAUGUCCUCGCACAAAAGGCAUAUCGCCUCCUCAACGAAGCAGUCACGGCCCAAAAGCCCUUCUUUCUCACAGUUGCUCCAAUUGCACCGCAUUGCAACGUUUUCAUGAAUGGAACCGGUUUAGACGCCAACCCUAAAUUCAGCUUCAGCGCACCUAUCCCCGCGAAGCGACACGAGCACCUAUUCCCAGAUGUCAAAGUUCCCCGCACCCCCUCCUUCAAUCCGGAAAACCCUUCAGGCGCCAACUGGAUUAAAACCCUCAAGCGACAAAAUGAUACUAAUGUUGACUACAAUGAUCACUUUUACCGCCAGCGUCUACGCGCCCUCCAGGCCGUUGACGAGCUGGUUGAUGGCAUAUUUACACGUUUGAAGGAAUACAAUAUCCUUGACAAUACAUAUAUAGUCUAUAGUAGUGACAAUGGAUACCACAUUGGUCAACACCGGCUUCAGCCAGGCAAGUCGUGUGGAUACGAGGAAGACAUUAAUGUUCCCUUGAUUAUUCGUGGUCCCGAUAUCGCGCAGAAUGUAUCUACGGAUAUUGUCACCACGCAUACGGAUCUUGCUCCCACUUUUCUCGAGCUACUGGGUAUCCCCCUUCGAGAGGACUUCGAUGGCAACCCUAUUUCGUUGACGAGGAGCCAGAUCGAGAGAGCCCGAGAAGAGAGACAGGAACAUGUCACGGUUGAAUAUUGGGGAUAUGCGGCGGGCGAGGGUAUAUACGACUUUGACCUAUCGGCAUACAACAACACAUACAAAGCCCUCCGCAUCAAGGGGAAUGGAUAUAAUCUUUACUAUUCCGUUUGGUGUAACAAUGAGCAUGAACUCUAUGAUAUGACUAGUGACCCUCAUCAACUCCAUAAUCUCCUUUCCGCAAUUGAACAGCCCAGUGCGACCUCUCACACCAUCUUAAACGUUGGUCUUUCCAAAGUCGUUCAGCGACUCGACUCCCUUCUUCUCGUGCUCAAGUCCUGCAAGGGCCAAGUAUGCGUCAAGCCAUGGGACGCCUUGCAUCCGCAUGGGGAGGUUAUGACGUUGAAAGACGCGUUGGAUGUGCGCUACGAUCAUUUCUAUGAGGUGGAGCAGACGACGCGGGUCCAGUUUAACCUGUGUGCGCGUGGAUAUUUCCUAGAUGCGGAGGGCCCGCAAUUUGACUCGGGGACAGAUUAUGAGGUUCUUCGAGAUGGUUUGCCGUGUUCUAUAUGGCAUCUACGGUCUCGGGCAGCUCCACAGCAGACGCCAAACCGGGCCACGCUCAAUCACAUACUGUGGAUUGAUUGGCCGGAUGAACUUUCCAUGCACCUCCUGACUACACCACUCCUAUACCGCAUUCUAUCUUUCCAGGCCACCCCUCAGUACACAAAGACAGUGGGAAUCAUUCUCUCUGUACUGUUCACGAUCGUCAUGGUCGUCCACAUGGUCAUGGAUGAGUUCCUGCUUCACGCCGUGACAUUCGGGGCCGCAGUGUGUCUGAUCACGACUCGCACGCUCAAGAUCAUUCCUCGCGAGAUCCCCGACGUUGAGGCCCGUAAAAGGAUUCAGUCUGUGGCGCUGUUUGGAUGUGCAAGCUUCAUCUUCGGAUAUCUCGUCUGGCUGAUUGACGAGUUUGUGUGUCAAUCCUUAAUCGGAGCCAGACACGCGGUCGGGCUGCCUGUGGCUUUCUUGCUUGAGCUGCAUGGCUGGUGGCAUGUCUUCACUGCCAUUGGUGGGUAUAUCGCCGUGGCGGUCAUUGAUUUGAUCACUUCUGGGGAAGUGCGGCGGGACUCGGUUGCACAGCUCGCAUGGCCGCUGCCGACUGUUGCGAGGUUGCUUGGGCCUGCUGCGGAAGAGACGAAGCAGGAGUAG
Aspergillus welwitschiae is the source of this 2431-nucleotide messenger RNA. Its product is annotated as alkaline-phosphatase-like protein. Gene Ontology annotation, molecular function: glycosaminoglycan binding; N-acetylglucosamine-6-sulfatase activity; hydrolase activity, acting on carbon-nitrogen (but not peptide) bonds, in linear amides. Bases 20 to 2431 code for a protein of 803 amino acids. Gene Ontology annotation, biological process: ceramide metabolic process. The transcript is spliced from 9 exons. Lineage: Eukaryota; Fungi; Ascomycota; Eurotiomycetes; Eurotiales; Aspergillaceae. Gene Ontology annotation, cellular component: membrane. The record is from RefSeq and is a predicted model, not a curated record.